AUGGACACAAAUGCAAUUACAAGACUUUUAAGGGAUGCAGCAGAGGCCCUGGAGCAGAGCACCUUAUUGACAACCGGCCCUCCCCAGCAGCCUUCGGUUGAAUGUGCUCCAGAUCGACGGGCACAAGAGGUAGUAACGUUGCAAGGUGAGGUGAAUCGAUUAUUUUCACCCUACCCUCGUCGUCCAGUUAAUCAACUAAGAAGAACUGGGCAUUUCCCUCCUUCACAAUCUCCUAGACUGAAAAAAAAGUGUGUGUCAUACACACACAGAUUCUUUUGCCUAGCCAAGAGGAAAGAUUCAGAAGUUCCAAAGGUGCCAGAAAAAUUUCAACUGGAGAGAGCUGGACUUGGAGAAAAGAAAAUUAUUUUCUCUGACAAAUACUCUUCUUCGUCAGAGUUUAGUCAAGAACUCAUGCGCCAGUUCCCAAAACUGAGUGAAGCUGGUGGUUUUCAGCUUUUAAAGACGAGAGGCUGCACCAGGACAAAAAUUCUGGAACCUAUCCCAUGUCCAGAUGAAGGCUACUCUCCUGAAUAUUUGUGCUCUGAUGCAGUCGGUAUAGGAGCUGCAACAAUUUAUGUAAGACCCCUGCAAAAAGAUCUGAAUACAGAAGUUGCUGUAGGACAAGUGUCUGGAAAUGGGCCACCAGUGGUCUGUUUGUAUUGCAGCAAGAUUUUCCCAUUACCGGAGAUACAAGAACAUGUUGAUUGCUGUGAACUGUAA
This is a messenger RNA of Rhinichthys klamathensis goyatoka, 720 nucleotides long. RefSeq lists its product as uncharacterized. The transcript has 4 exons. Bases 1 to 720 code for a protein of 239 amino acids. The record is from RefSeq and is a predicted model, not a curated record. Lineage: Eukaryota; Metazoa; Chordata; Actinopteri; Cypriniformes; Leuciscidae.